AAACAGCGCUUUACUACGAGCUGAGAGGAGCCGAGCAGCAGCAGCGGCAUGACAACACAAACUAACUCUGUGGACUGAGAGCUCACUGUCACAGGAGGAAUUCACCGCUCGGUACCAAACCCUCUGAAGUCUCCCUCAAAUAUCCACAGACAAAACAUCUGUAGAGGAGAAAGACAUUUUCUUCUUGUUCUGUGGAGGAGGAUUUUUUUGGGGGUGAAAAGGUGAAGACCGGCGGCAGCGUCGAACAAGCUCGUCUGUGGAAGAAACCAAAAACACAACACAGGAGUAGAGAAGUUUUGACUGCUGCUGCACAGAGAGCCGUGUCUUUGUGUGAAGAAGAAGAAGAAGAAGAAGAAGAAGAAGAAGAGGAGUCAUCCUCGGUUUAUAGCUGCUGGCAUCUGUCUGUAGUAUCGACCAGACCAAUAAAAGUGUCCCGGAGCAGCCUUGGAGAGGACGUGGCCGAGGCAGAUUCUCCAGCAGAGUGGAGCUGCUGACUGAAUGCAAAGGAAACACUGAAAGCCGUUCUCCAGACCUCCCUGCAGCUUCAGGGGAGAUUGUCAGAUGUGUACCCAGCACUCAAUGCCCCUGGCCUGGCCGCGGCGGGGAUGGCAGCCUCUGCCCUGAACCUGAACGGCCUUGGAGUCAUGAACAGCAGUAACCAGUUUCACACCCAGCAAGGCUCCUCUAGUACCACCUCUCGAACUAGAACCAGUCCAGUUGGUCGACCCGUGCUGCCGGUUCCAGAUCGGAGCACCUAUUGUCAGUUACUUGGUGGGGGAGCACCAGGCGGAGGUCUCUACAGCCCAACCAGCCCUAAGACGAGCCCCCGAGCCCUGGGUCGAACCUUUGUCUUCCCCUCUUCGUCCUCGCUCUCCCCCAGCCCCACCCCUCGUGCUCGCUCCCCCUCCCCACGAAGCCCGGAGCUCUUGGGAGUCAAUGUGGGCCAGCGGGUCCGACGACUGAGCUCUCCCGGCUGUGAGGAGAGAGGGGAAGGAGAAGGGCAGGAGGAGAGGGGAGGAGAGACGGGAGGAGGAGAGAGGCGAGAGGACAGGAGACGCCAGGCGCAGCUGCUGCAGAUACACAGAGAGCUGCAGAACGUUGAGGUCAGGGGAAAAGUGGGAAUUUUCGAGGCCCACAUAUCCGGAAUUCGUGCCCAAGUGCUUAACACUGAGCUCCAACGCAGCCCUCGGUCUCCAAGACGAGCGACUAGCCAAACCCCGUCCUCUCCCAGCCAACAAAACGCAGGCCUUGAAUGCCCAAUGACCCACCCGCAAGAAAGUAAAGUUCCCUGUGUUGUCCAAAAUGGAAGAGAAAGGGAGGAGGACACAAUGGAAGAAGAAAGGAGAGAAAGAGGAAAGAAAGACGAUGAGGACAGUGAUACUAAAACAAACACAGACAAGACACUCAUUGGUCAAAAUGGUCGGCAUACGGAAAUAAUGCAAACUCCCUGUUUAGAUGGACCAUUUGUUGCUCAGGGUUCCCUUGAGACAUUAAACCCAGAUGCAACAACAGAUGGAGAGAAAAAAGAGGGAGAAAGACUGAGAGAAAAAGACAGAGGGGAGGUAGAAAACAAACAAAUGUUGGGAGAUGAAAGACAACGGACACAGAGGGAUGUGAGAGAUGAGACAGCGGACUGGUCUUGUCCUGAGAUGCUGACAGAGGCAAACAGGUCAGAGGUUAACCCAGAGACCGAUGCUUUACCUCGGGCACAAAACAGUGAGAGCGCCCCGUGCUUACAGGACAUCACCGAUCACACCUCCAACCACUCGCCCUCCAUCCCUCCCUCCAUCCCUGCAGUCAUAAUAACUGACCACGGUUUGGAAAGCCAGCCUCAAACUUCUGAAGUACCCGGCUCAGACCAGGGACUAGGCUGCCACCCUAGCCCCAGUUCUAGCCCUAUCCCGGGGCCAAACUCCAACCGCUCCCUCAGGAAGCUGUCGUCCUCCUCUGCCUCCUCGGCUGGGUUCUCCUCAUCUUGGGAAGAGUCGGAGGAGGAUAUUUCCAGUGACACAGAGAAAGGAGAUCAGCUUCUCAACCCUGCAGUCCUCACGUCUCAACAGAGAGCGCACAAGUCUUGGAAGAAGAUCAAAAACAUGGUCCACUGGUCACCGUUUGUCAUGUCCUUCAAGAAGAAAUAUCCCUGGAUACAACUGGCUGGACAUGCAGGAAGCUUCAAGGCAGGAGCCAACGGCCGUAUAUUAAAAAAACACUGUGAUUGUGAGCAGCGCUGUUUGUCCCUCCUGAUGAGGGACGUACUACGUCCUUAUGUCCCUGGUUACCAUGGAGACGUAGAGAAGGACGGCCAGAAAUAUAACCAGAUGGAGGAUCUGCUGGCUGAGUUUGAUUUCCCGUGUGUGAUGGACUGCAAGAUGGGAGUGAGGACCUACCUAGAGGAAGAGCUGACCAAGGCUCGUAAGAAACCCUCCCCGAGACCCGACAUGUAUCAGAAAAUGAUCGAGGUCGAUCCUGACGCGCCGACGCCAGAGGAAAACCUCCAGAAAGCGGUGACCAAACCCAGAUACAUGCAGUGGAGGGAGACCAUCAGCUCAACAGCCACCCUGGGGUUUAGGAUAGAAGGAGUCAAGAAGGAAGACGGGACGGUGAACAGGGAUUUUAAGAAAACAAAGACGAGAGAACAAGUCACUGCAGCCUUCCACGACUUUGUCAAAGGAAAUAAGGACAUACUGAACAGUUAUCUAAACAGGCUGAAGGAAGUCAGAGACACUCUGGAGAUCUCCCCGUUCUUCAAAACCCACGAGGUGAUUGGCAGCUCCUUGUUAUUUGUUCACGACAGUAAGGGACGGGCCAAGGUCUGGAUGAUCGACUUUGGGAAAACCACUCCUCUUCCUGAAGGACAAGAGCUAACCCACCGAGCAGCGUGGGUGGAGGGCAACAGAGAAGAUGGUUACCUUUCUGGACUUGAUAGUUUGGUGGACAUCAUUUUAUCCAUGGUGAACUCUGAGACUUGAAGUCUGAGGGUUUGAAAAAAAAUCCAAGUGAACAUUUGGACACACAACAACCACUUCCAUUCAUUCUUCCUUUCUCUCGGGAACACUUUGGACUUCCUCUAGGAUUCCUUCACAGACGUUUGUCGUCAUGUUAGAAACCACAUCAUCCCGUAACAAUGCGUGGCCAAAUCCAUUCAUAGAUGCAGCCUUCCUGUUCAUGUCCAGUGGAUUUCAGGAUCUUGCUCUUUCCCAUCCAUAGAACUUUUGAUGUGAUCCUUAAACCCUGAAAACCAACAGGCCUUUUCACAGCAAACAUUUUAACUUUAAACAUUAAAGAUGGCUCAGUUCCAUUAAGUGUCUCAGUAAGCCAUCCCUGUAAACCAGCGUUAACAGAACCUUUAAUGUUAUUUGUUACAACCGUGUUUUUUCUGCGAGGACGUCGAAAUGUCUGCUGUGAAAAAGGUUCUUUUUUAAAAUGCAUUUUACCUGCAAGGCAACAUUUUUACUAAAGGAAUUCUCUUUAAAAGCAAAAAAAAAAAAUGUAAUUCAAAUUGAAGGCUGAGGCUGGUGAUAUUUUUAUACUUUAUUUACUGUAAACAAAUCCUGCAAAAAGACCGAAAACAAUAUGUUUGUCUUCCAAUAUCUGCCCAGCCUGUCUGUGGCUCUCAGCCCCAAGCCCAUCAGAUCCUGCUAAAGACAUAAUAUUUUUGAAUUUUAUUGUUUUUUUAAAACUAAAAUGGCACUCAGAGAGCGCAAUCCUCUGUCAAGACCAAAUGCCCCAUCUCACAAUGUUGAAGGUGCAAUAUACAACAACAGAACAUUAACUAAGCAGCAAACUACUAUUAGAUUCUAGAUUCGAGAAGUUUAUUGUCAUAUGAACAGUAACACCAUACUAUGAAAUUCUUAAUAAUGCUUCUUAAUGAUAAUUUCGAUUAAUACAUUUAGGAUUAAAGUUAGAUUUUAAGAAAAAAUGAAAUAAUUAAUAAGCCUCAAUGGCCAGCUUAUUGUCGCCAGCAUGCACGGGAGAACAGUGCUCAGUCUGCCAUAUGAUAAGAGUGUUAGCUCUGUCAGCACUGUUGCUGUUGUUAGCACUGAUGCUGUUAGCAACAAGGCUGUUAGCACUGCUGAUAACAAGGCCAUCCCACCACCGUACAUUGGGAUGGCCUCAUCUUUGAAGCAUAACGCCCACCCUCCAUUCCCUCCCCUUCCGUGUCGUCCUGGUGACUGUAAGCAAACCCUCAUUAACACAGAUAACUCUGUCAGCACCAUAACUGUUGUCAGCACUGCCCUGCCAGACGCCACCAUUUCAGCCCAGCCAUAUUCCAUGUUUGCCUGUGACGUCCAAGAUGAGAGCCAUGUGCACUCCUGGCUCAGACUAUGAAUGUUGUAUAUUGCAAAGUGAAAAGUAGUUUGGGUAUCCGCCCUGUGAUUUGGAUCCAUUUCAGAUUUAAGUGACUUCUUCAUCACCCUUCCAACAUGUUUCAUGAAAAUUGAGCCAGUGAUUUUUCUGUUAUCUUGCUGCCAAACAGUCAAACAAACAAACCGAGCCAAAUAUGUAACCUCCUUGUCGGAUGUAAAAAUGGAUCGCAAAAAUAUAUGUUUUAAUGUUUUUUAAAAGAUUAAAUAAUUCUCUGAAACUGCUGUACACUGCAGUUUUAGCAAACGUAUCCCAAACAGGGAGAAAUAGUGCAUUUGUUGGGAACUAUUUUCAGCUGCGGAAUAAUAGACAUUUUGGUGUGCUAGUGAAUGUGAGGGAUCAGCUAAAAUAAAAAGCCCAACAGUGCCCAUGUUCAUUGUAAUGAAUGAAUAUGUCACCCAGUGCUACAGUAGGUGCAUUUCCAUCCAUUUAUUGCAUUUGGAUGAAAACCCAACUACAGUGUGGCUCAUUAAUGUGUCCCUUAUUUGUGUUUUUGGACAAAGAUGGAGCACUAUGGCACAGAGGAAUAAGCUACAUCAGCCUUUCGACACAGACAAAAGUUAAAGGAUCGGUUGAUUGUUGCUUUUGGUCUUUUUGUGGGAUUUGUUGAUAGUAAAAAAGAUUCAGGACGAAAAUGUCACCAGAAUCAUAAUUUAAAGCCACUAUGUGUUCACUAUGUGUGAACAUGUCUGACUUUGCUGCCCCCUGGUGGUUGUAGCAAAAAAGGACUGAUUUUUCUAAAUUUAAUUUCUAAACUUCCAUAUUUGACCUUAAUGCACCUCAGCUCUCAUGACUUUUAUACAACGUAACUUAGAUUAAUCUCCAUUCAGUCAGAGGUAGAUUUUAUUUUUCCUCGGCAUAUCUGAAAUCAAUUUUAUUAGAUUCUUUUUUCACCACAACUUCAGCACACUGCCUGUUUCUUUUAAAAAACAAUCUGCAUUUGAUUACAUUUCAGUCUGUUAGAGAUUGUACAGUUGAGUGUGUUUUACAGUGAAAAACAAAACUAGUCUUUUAAGCUGUUUUUAACUUCUGUUUUUAACCUGUCACACUUAGACUUUAGAUACUGCAGGUUGGUCAGUGAGGUUUUCAGUGGCAGCCAUGUUUGCUCCACAAUAAUCUGGCAAUAACUGGCAAUUAUGUGGAGCUAAAUGAUACAUCUCACAGUAGAUUCAGUAUGUUAUGGAGGGCAUUGUUUUACAUGUAACAUAUUUGCAGCCAGCAUGGCGUCUGGAGGACUUCCCUGGCCAAACACGUCUCACCCUUCUCACACUUCUUGUUGGGAUUGUUCACAGUGUACAAUAGAGUUUAUUAUGUUUGAUGUAGUUUUUGUAACGUUAUUUUUAGUGUACUCAAACCCUGUGGAACACUUACAGCCAUGAACAAUCUUAUUUAAGCUAUACAGUGCCUUGACAUUACAAAGCCAAGUCAGACAACUGAAAAUAUGUUCUUACUUUAAAUGUUACGAUGAACUCUUCUCCUAGUCUUAACUGUCGGUUUCUGUGCAUAGUCUUGGGUGCAUGUUUAUUAUCCUCUUGAAGUUUGGGCUUAAUUUGUAUUUCAGUCUGUUUUUAUUUAUAACAUUAUAUUAUGUUUUUGUUUUUUAGCUCAUGGGAUACUGUGACAUUUUGAAUUUUGGGCUGUUGUUUUGUUUUCAAGCAUGUGUUACAGUAUGAGAGAAAGUCCAACUGUGAGGCGAGACAUUGUUCUAAACAUUGGCUUUAGAAAAGAUUGAUGAAGUUAAGAUAAUGAUACCCAUUUAUUUCAAUGGGGAAUGCAAACAUUAAUUUAGAAACUGGUCGGGCAGAAAAGGGAGAAAAAAAUGUCUCAUAAUGUAACAGGUUCUUGAUGAAUUAAAGGUAAAUGGUAUGUAGGUCCCACUCUACCAUAUAUUUAAAAUGCCAUGGUUUUCAGUUGAUGUUUGCAGUGACAGUAGACGCAGAAAGAGACUGAUUAUAAUUCCAUGCAGUGCCUUCUUAAAGAAGUAGUUCCUCAUUUUGGGAAACGCUCAUUCGCUUUUUUGCCGAGAGUUGCAUGAGAAGAUUGAUACUCCUUUCAUGUAUGCGAAACAUGAAGCUUUUGGCAGCAGCUGGUUAGCUUAGCUUAGCUUAGCUUAGCUUAGCAUCAAGACUGGAAAUGGGGAAAAACAAGUUCCUUAAUUAAACACUCAAGAUAUGAUAUGUUAAAGUGGGAAUAGACAUCUUGCCUUAUCAGUAUGAAGUAAAUGCUGAUGGCACAAUGUAAUGGUGACAGAAUAAUGACAUCAUCAGCAUUUAGAUUGGUUCCCUGUGAGCCUUGCUUUCACUAUGCAAUUCUGUGAAGCUGCAUCCACAUUCGUUUGAAGCCUACACACACUGUUGCCGACUCUUUUCAAAUGAAGGUAGCUAGCAUCAGCUCCGAAAGUCGGCAGAAAAUGUCACACUCUCAUUUGUGACAUCUUCGUGCAUUAAUGGAAUUAUUAAAACUUUGCUGAAUCUGAUUCAAUAGAAGAAUCCCCAACAUAACAUUUGAAUCCAUUAUAGCUGUGGUGCUUGUACUGUAGUGCACCACUCCGUGCUUCCAAUCAUAAGAGUGAGAAUGUCAGUAUACCCAUAAAAACUCAAUACAGCUAAACUCCCACUUUGAGUGGUGUCUCCUCUCUCCUCGGAUGAGGAGAGCGGGGGAGACACCUCGUGCUGAUGGUGGAAGAGCCAUAGACUGCAAUUACUCUGAUCAGCAUACAUGUGAGUUAACUACAAUAUAAUAAUAUAUAUUAAACAAUUUAGUAAUGUCAAAUUUGUCUGUCAGUUUUUAGAAAUAUAGUUGAUAAGAAGGUCUGAGACGUUGCUAAAUCUUGCAACAAGUUGCCAUGUUGGCAACACUGGCCGACAUGACAUACCCCUACAAACCACUCCCACCACCAGUACAAGAUGAACCCGCUAACAUGACGAUUAUUUGAACCUUGCUACAAUGCGACAUUGCAGUGAACAGAUAUGAGGCCAAAUGUAGCAGUAUUUGACUUGAGAAUUUGUUAUACAUGAAGAUGCGAUUCAUCUUAUAGGUAGUGAGAUAUAUUCCGUUCCGUAACCCUAACUACCUCUCUUAUAACCCUAAAACUUAAAAAAAAUUUUUUUGCAAGCUAAAUGCUAGCUUAGCAUUUUCUUCAGGGCUGCCACUUCUGGACCAAGAGACGAAUGAGGCUCAUCGUGGUCUGUCAUGUAGGUAUAGCCGGUGAAUCAUGUAUCUGGUGGGUAGGUCACAUAGCUGUCAUAGAUGAAUAAAGGGAACUGGACAUAGCGUUUGAGGAGGUUGUUGCUCAGGGGCUCAGCUCAAAGUUCAGCUGCUGUGUAUAAAAUUACCCAAAUGAUCGGCAUCGCUUUCACCCUGUGCGGCCAAUAGAGCAGGCGCACUGGAGACUUCUGCCAGCCAAGCCGGCUACUUCCUGUUAGGGGCUCUGCCAACUUGAAUGUGGGUAAAAGGAUUCAAUUGUGCAGCUCAUCUCAUCUUUCCAAAUGUUAUCGCACCGAAUGGAUCAAAUUCUCAUAGUGAAACGAGUCAUUUCGCGGCGGUUGUGACACUCAAAAAAUUUAUCCUCUGAUUUACAGAUGUCUCUUUUGCCAUCUAAGUCAAUGGGAUAAAUCUUUUGGGCUGCAGGGCGUCACUUAACGGUGUAAUUCCACUGUUUGCCCACUACAAAUGUUGACCUCAAAGUCCGGCGCACUUGCUGGGGACCUGGAUUCUGUCUGCCACCAGGUAUGAUCUCCCGGGAAAAUGAGGGUUUGAUUUACAGCACAAUAGAAGUAUAUAAACCAUGGCGCAACCAAAACAGAAAGAGGAUACUGCUUUUGUGUUCUUCAAUAUCUAUCAGUAGCUAUCCUGGAUUAUAAAAGAGUACCAGUGUAAGUUCUUUGCAGUUACUAUCCUCAGCUGUGGAAAUGGUGGACACUGGAACAACCGAAGUAACUUUUAAGUUAGCGGGUUGUCGGUAGUUGCCAGGUACUGAGGAAAAUGAAAAGCAAUCCGCUAACAGGGGGAAAAAGGAUGCCUGUUUCCACUUUUAUUUAUAAUUUUUGGAGUUAUGGGUAGGCAAAUUUCACUACCCUUGAACAGUGGCUAGCUAUUUUCCUGUUUCCAGUCUUUAUGCUAAGCUAAGCUAACCAGCUCUUGGCUGCAGCUUCAUUUUGAACAGACAGGUAUGAAUGUGCUGUCACCUUUCCCAAAAUGUUAAACUAUUCCUUUAAGACCAACCAUCUUAGCUCUUGCUUAUGCUCCCCAGUGUGCACUUAGGGUUGUUUGUUAGUAGGUAUUAUAUUGUUCUGGUUUUGCUGGCUUGUGUAUUUAUUUGGAUUGUUCCUUUAAAGAAGUGUGUAUUUGGUGAAAA
Messenger RNA from Epinephelus moara (kelp grouper), 8722 nucleotides. RefSeq names its product inositol-trisphosphate 3-kinase B (gene itpkb). The transcript has 12 exons. The coding region runs from base 606 to 2969 and encodes 787 amino acids. Gene Ontology annotation, molecular function: inositol-1,4,5-trisphosphate 3-kinase activity; inositol tetrakisphosphate kinase activity. Lineage: Eukaryota; Metazoa; Chordata; Actinopteri; Perciformes; Serranidae. Gene Ontology annotation, biological process: inositol phosphate biosynthetic process. The record is from RefSeq and is a predicted model, not a curated record. Gene Ontology annotation, cellular component: nucleus; cytoplasm.